CGGGAGAGCUGCUGUUCCGCUCGGACCCCCUGGCGUACACGGUGUGCAAGGGGAGCCGCGGCGUCGUGUGCGACCGCUGCCUGCUCGGGUUCUGUGUGGCCUGGGGACACGAAGAUGAACGGGACAUCCUUAAGAAUCCUUUUGGAGCAGAUCAAGUGAGAGAUAAUUACAGUAUAUCAAAAGGACUUAACUGGAGGUGCAACUCAUGUGCUGUGGGGGCCUAAGUUAUUUGGGUGCCACGGUGCGCUUUGCCAUUUAGUGGCUGUGCCCCCACGUCUGACUCUUAACCGCCUAUCUAGAUGGAAGAAUUCAUGCGAAAGUGUUUUGGAAGCCGGGAAGCGCUGUGCCAGUUAGAGAGCUGCGCAAAAGCGAUUUAUGGAAAUGUGCAACAUACAUACACAGUCAUAGGAGUUGCAUUCAAUCAGCACAUGUUACUGAGCUUCUACCACGUGCAAGGGGGAAGAACUGUGUUUUGAGAUAAGUGGGAUGAUUUUGUGCAUGGCUGUUUUUCAGACCUGUCAGUCUGAGCUUGGGGUGGGUGGAGGUUGGGAGGUAAGUGCAAAACUCUUAUCUGUAAUUUGAACGUUAAUCUUACUUUGUUCCUGUUUGAUUUAUGAUUAAGGAAUUUGACUUUGCAUUUUAAAAUUACCAAUUAUUAAUAUCUGUUGCUAUCUGAAGUAAUGAUAACUACAAAAAAUCUGUUGAGAGAGCACCUGGAAGUUUUUAUAAACUGUGUGGUUGAAAACAGUUCAUUCCAUUUAAGACUUGACCAUUUGCUCAAAGUCCUGAUGUUUAAAGUCAUAGAUCUUUGAUUCUCUUUCAGGCAGAUUGGGCUCUUCAUCCUGUUAAAUCCUUUGGCAUAUAUCCAGAGUUUGAAUGUCCAGCAUAGAGAAGUUACUGUUUCUUAAGCCCUGUAAUAUUAAUUGAUGGAGAAGAUGUGGGUCAUCUUGCAGAUAGAAUCCGAUUACCAUGUUAUUUAGUACUUGCAGCAGAAAAGUUUUGAAAUGAAUAAAUGGUGACAUCUUAGAAACUGAAUCAUCAGAGCUGAACUUGAGUCAUAUGACACAUGGAAUUAACCGUUUUCCAAAAUAAACUGCACAAACCCUUUGUGGGUGGGAUGCUUCUUGAUUUACCAUGCUAUUUCAUUACUACUGUCUGUCAUGCAUUUUUCUUAUUUGCAAGAAUGGUAGUGAUUUGAACAAAAUAGUUUCGUGAAAGGGUAUUUGAGAGUGUUGCUUUAAAGUCUAGAGAAACCUCGAUCUGAACAUGGGCAGGAACCAAGUCAAAAUUGCACUAUAGAAGUAGUUGGGCUGGAGGCUGGGGAGCAUUUCACUUCUGUUGCCUGAUAGUAUUGCAUUCUGCAGCUUGUACCACCAGCACCAUAGACACUGGACUCUGCUGUUGAUGCUGAUCUUUGGGAAGCUGACUGUUGCUGGAAAGUUAUUCCCUCAACCAUUGCUCUUUGUGAUGUUAGCUUCUGAUUUUAAGUUCUCAGUGAGAGUCUUGAAUUGGCUGAACUUUGGUCAUUGCCUGUACUUUUAACUGCAAGGGAAGUUGAGAAGGAAGGAAAAGCUGAUGCGAUGUUCUCAAUGCCGAGUUGCCAAAUACUGCAGUGCUAAGUGUCAGAAAAAAGCUUGGCAACACCACAAGCGGGAAUGCAAAUCUCUUAAAAGCUGCAAACCCAGAUAUCCUCCAGACUCUGUCCGACUUCUUGGCAGAGUUGUCUUCAAACUUAUGGAAGAAACACCCUCAGAAUCAGAGAAACUUUACUCAUUUUAUGACCUGGAGUCAAAUAUUAACAAACUGACGGAAGAUAAAAAAGAGGGCCUCAGGCAACUUGCAAUGACAUUUCAGCAUUUCAUGAGAGAAGAAAUACAGGAUGCUUCUCAGCUGCCACCUUCCUUUGACAUUUUUGAAGCCUUUGCAAAAGUGAUCUGCAACUCUUUCACCAUCUGCAAUGCGGAGAUGCAGGAAGUCGGCGUUGGCCUGUACCCCAGUAUGUCUUUGCUCAAUCACAGCUGUGACCCCAACUGUUCAAUCGUGUUCAACGGGCCCCACCUCUUACUGCGAGCUGUCCGAGACAUCGAGGUGGGGGAGGAGCUCACCAUCUGCUACCUGGACAUGCUGAUGACCAGCGAGGAGCGUCGCAAGCAGCUGAGGGACCAGUACUGCUUCGAGUGCGACUGUGUCCGAUGCCAAACACAGGACAAGGAUGCUGAUAUGCUGACCGGCGAUGAGCAAGUGUGGAAGGAAGUGCAAGAAUCCCUGAAAAAAAUUGAAGAGCUGAAGGCGCAUUGGAAGUGGGAGCAGGUUCUGGCCCUGUGCCAAGCGAUCAUCAGCAGCAACUCGGAGCGGCUCCCCGAUAUCAACAUCUACCAGCUGAAGGUGCUCGACUGCGCCAUGGACGCCUGCAUCCACCUCGGCCUGCUGGAGGAGGCCUUGUUCUACGGGACGCGGACCAUGGAGCCCUACAGGAUCUUCUUCCCGGGAAGCCAUCCCGUGAGAGGCGUGCAAGUGAUGAAAGUCGGCAAACUGCAGCUCCAUCAAGGCAUGUUUCCGCAAGCCAUGAAGAACCUCAGGCUGGCUUUUGAUAUUAUGAGAGUGACACACGGAAGAGAACACAGCCUGAUUGAAGAUUUGAUUCUACUCUUAGAAGAAUGUGAUGCCAAUAUAAGAGCAUCCUAAGGGAACCCAGUCGGAGGGGAAAGAUGGCUCAUACCUUUAUUGAAUGCCUUAUGGAGGUCACACGCUCUAUCCUUUGUUUGAUGUGUGAACCUCUCCUGUUGGAAAUGCUGUUCUGUGUUUAUGUAGGUAAAUAAGGGCAGACAUACGGUUUGCAAACCACAAGAACCAUUAGUUGUAGAGAAGCACGAUUCUAAUAAAUUCAAGAAAUGUGGU
Lemur catta (Ring-tailed lemur) is the source of this 2898-nucleotide messenger RNA. RefSeq names its product SET and MYND domain containing 3 (gene SMYD3). Bases 1576 to 2685 code for a protein of 369 amino acids. Gene Ontology annotation, molecular function: protein binding; histone H4 methyltransferase activity. Gene Ontology annotation, cellular component: nucleus. Lineage: Eukaryota; Metazoa; Chordata; Mammalia; Primates; Lemuridae. The transcript is spliced from 13 exons. The record is from RefSeq and is a predicted model, not a curated record.